Messenger RNA from Dermochelys coriacea (leatherback sea turtle), 1538 nucleotides. RefSeq names its product cytochrome P450 2F3-like. Gene Ontology annotation, molecular function: heme binding; oxidoreductase activity, acting on paired donors, with incorporation or reduction of molecular oxygen, reduced flavin or flavoprotein as one donor, and incorporation of one atom of oxygen; oxygen binding. NCBI's taxonomy places the organism in Eukaryota, Metazoa, Chordata, Testudines, Dermochelyidae. Gene Ontology annotation, cellular component: cytoplasm; intracellular membrane-bounded organelle. Gene Ontology annotation, biological process: xenobiotic metabolic process. The record is from RefSeq and is a predicted model, not a curated record.
AUGGAGAUCAACACUGCCAGGCUGCUUUUGAUGCUCAUCGUCCUCUCCUGCCUGGCUGUCUACCUCCACGGGAAGGGCCCGCAGAAGAGGGGGUGUUUGCCCCCAGGCCCGCGCCCGCUGCCCCUGCUGGGGAACUUACUGCAGCUCGAUACCAAGGACAUGGUCAAGUCUCUUCUCACACUGAGCGAAUGCUACAGGCCCGUCUAUACCCUCAACCUGGGCCCCCAGCCCUCCGUGGUGCUGUGUGGCUACCAGGCGGUGAAGGAGGCCCUGGUGGACCAGGCCGAGGAGUUUAGCGGGUGUGGAGAUCUGCUGGUCUUCCGCUUCACCCAAGGAAAUGGCGUCGCCCUGAGCAACGGGCAGAAGUGGAAAGUCCUGCGGAGAUUCGCCCUGCGGACGCUGCGGAACUUCGGCAUGGGGAAGCGGAGCCAGGAGGAGGCGCGGUGCCUGGGGCAGGAGCUCGCCCAAACGCAGUCCGCGCCCUUCGACCCCACCUUCCUCGUCAGCCGGGCCGUCUCCAGCAUCAUCUGCUCCAUCGUCUUUGGGGACCGCUUCGACUACCAGGACGGGAGCUUUCUCACCUUGGUCGGCCUCAUCAACCAGAACUUCCAGUUGCUCAGCUCCCCGUGGGGCCAGAUGUACAACCUCUUCCCCGGCCCCAUGUCCUAUCUGCGGGGCCCUCACAACAAGAUCUUCGAGAACUUCGAGCAGCUGCGGCUCUUCAUGCUGGAGCGGGUGAAGAUGCACCAGGAAUCCUUUGACCCCAACUGCCCCCAUGACUUCAUCGACUGCUUCCUCCUCAAGAUGGAGCAGGAAAACCAGGACCCACUGAGCUACUUCCAUAUGGAGACCCUGGCGAUGACCACACACAACCUGUUCUUCGGGGGUACAGAGACCGUCAGCACCACCCUGCACUACGGUUUCCUCCUCCUCAUGAAGUACCCGGAGACACAGGCCAAAGUCCACGCUGAGAUUGACCAGGUGAUCGGGCGGCACCGCAGCCCAUCGGUAGACGACCGGGCGCGCAUGCCCUACACUGACGCCAUGAUCCACGAGGUGCAGCGCUUCGACGACGUGAUCCCCAUGGGGCUCCUGCACAUGGUGACCCGGGACACCCGGUUCAGGGGUUUCCUGCUGCCAGAGGGCACCACCGUCAUCCCCUUGCUGAGCUCAGUCCUCCGGGAUACAAGUCAGUUCAAAAACGCGGAUGUCUUUGACCCUGGGCAUUUCCUGGAUGGGAGCGGGCACUUCCAGAAGAGGAAUGCCUUCAUGCCAUUCUCUGCAGGCAAGCGGGUGUGCGUGGGCGAGAGCCUGGCACGCAUGGAAGUCUUCCUCUUCCUCACCGCCAUCCUACAGCGCUACACCUUGCAGCCGCUCGGCGACCCGGGUGCCCUCGACACCAGCCCUGUGGAGAGCGGGCUGGGGAAUAUCCCCCACCUCUACGAACUCAGGCUGCUCCCGCGCUAGAGUGCGCCCCGCGUCAAAAGCCCCCCAUAAGCUGAGGACCAUGUGCGGUGCAGUCACCCCUACUUCAGAGA